Micropterus dolomieu (smallmouth bass) is the source of this 2735-nucleotide messenger RNA. It is a transcript of the gene arl10, whose product is annotated as ADP-ribosylation factor-like 10. Gene Ontology annotation, molecular function: GTP binding; GTPase activity. The transcript has 4 exons. NCBI's taxonomy places the organism in Eukaryota, Metazoa, Chordata, Actinopteri, Centrarchiformes, Centrarchidae. Bases 197 to 868 code for a protein of 223 amino acids. The record is from RefSeq and is a predicted model, not a curated record.
UCGAAACAAAAACAAGCAGAGAGCGCUCGGACGGUCACAUGUGGUGCACCCAGCAGCGGCAGCAGAGCAAGAAGAGGGAAGCGGCAGUCGGUCUCAGCACUGUCGGUGUCCAGGAAGCACUGACCUCCCCGCCCCCCCUAUCCCCAGGUUCCCCAGGUUCCCCGGUUCCGGACGCGGAUCCGCGCGCUCUCCACAUAUGGUUCUCCUCCGGCACAUCUCUGUCGCCUUGACCGCCGCCGUGGCUGCCCUGGGCUCCGCUCUCUUCAUCGCCUUGAACUUCUUCUACAAGAGGCGAAUAUGGUCACCACAGGCGGAAUACUGCACGAUCAAAGAGGAGGAGGAGGAGCGUGGGAGGCGUCAGGUCCUGGUCCUCGGUCUGGACGGGGCCGGGAAGAGCAGCAUGUUGCAGGGUUUGACCCCCGGGGAGUCAGCGACUAAGAGAGGCCACUGCCGGCCCACCCGCGGCUUCAACUUCAUGAGCCUCAACGCUCCGACCUGCCAGCUCGACUUCCUGGAGAUCGGUGGCGGGGAGGACCUGCGGCGGUACUGGUCGGAGUACCUCAGAAGGACUCACGUUCUGGUUUAUGUGGUGGACUCCUCUGACAGGAGCCGCCUCCCAUUGGCUAAGGCUGAACUGCACCGCCUGCUGAGGGUGGAGCCUCAGCUGCCUGUGGUCGUUCUGGGAAACAAGCAGGAUAAGCCCAAUGCUGUGAGCGUGUCGGAGCUGCAUGAGGCCUUGUCUCUGGGCUCCAUGACCGAGGACAGGAAGCUGUUCCUCUUGGCUGCCCAGCUGGGCUCUGAUGGAGCACUGAGGAAAUCCUGCCAGGGCCUGGACACCUUCCAGGACCUCCUUCUCCAGCUCAUUUGAUCCCCCCCCCCACCCCCCCGCCUUCACAGAGCAGAUGAGUAGGAGAUGGAGGGACGAAAACAAAAGGAAGCAAUCUUCCUACUCCUCCUCCUCUUCCACCUCCUUGUUUAAGCUCUGGCUUAUUUGAGGCAGAGGAGGAUGAGAUGACGAAGACUGCAGGAACUGAUGCAGAGAAAUUACUGAAGAAGAUGCCAAGAUAGAGCGCUAAACCUUGCAGUACCUCCUCGUCUUCCUCCUCGCCCUUUUCAAACUACGUCAGUUGGUUUUAGAAAAAGCUGCUUUUGAAGGCUCAUCUCAUCUUCCACUUUUCUUCCGGCUGGUCUCAUCUUACUCACUCAGAAGAGGAGGUGCAUAGCGGGGACGAGAACAGAAGGAGUAAGGUUUUUUUUCAUGGAGUAUGUGACUCAGAACCACAAAGUUCACCUCCUGCCAAUGAUUCAGACUGGCAACCUGUGACAGACGUGUAGAUUAUUCUGUAUAUGAACUGAAGUAUGUCACGUUUGUAGAUGCAUACAGAUGUCGUCUGGUUUGCUGUUUGCUGAAAAUGUGUGGUCUGAGAAAUCAGCAUAGCAGAACGGGUUAAAGUUACGGUUGCCAGGUUGGAGUCCCUCACAGGGACUAAACUUCAUCGACUGACUGUUUGGAAGAGAUUCGCUGAAGUCCCGAAGUGAGGCUUUUCUGAGAUCUAGGGGGGAUUUUGUGAGGGAACUUAAAGAAGGGUCCAAAAUGACAUUUUAAAAAGCGGUGUGAUAUUUUUCUUCUCACUAGCCUUUUCAGCUUAUGAAAGAAAGUGUCUACACUUUUCUAUGAGUUUCAUCACAACAGUAAUCAUGCGUUUAGUCCCGACAACACUACACAAAUUACAGCCAACCCCCACACACCGUGUCACUCCCUACUUUGUCUUCUCUCAGUAUCAGACAGAGGAUUUUAUGAAGAUAGGAUCUGACUUCAGUUACUCUAAUUACUAUAACUCUGUUCGUCCGAAUGCUUUCAGACCAGUUCAGAUUUCAUCCCCUUUAAAGCACAUUCCCAAUACUGUUUGUUCCACAGUUAGAUCACUAUGUAGAAGACACUUAAACAAUAACUAGUAUCCAGUUAAACACACAUCCUUGAAUGUAUAAAUGCAGAUGUGAAGUGUUUGACUUUAAUGCUACUUGUACAGAUAAACUGGAAUUUGCUAGAUUCAGAUGUUUGAUGCUGUAUAGUGUGAAGCAGUGUUAUGCUCAUCAUGACGCACAAUUUUUUAAUGAAUGUGAAGUUUUAUUCCUCUUGAUGUGCUGUGUUUCUGCAGAAAUGUUGUUUUUCACAGUAACCAAGAGUUUAGUGGAUUAUGUACGUCUGUUUUUAUAACCAAUGACUGCUCGUCACUCUUGUUUUAUGUGUACUGUAACUGUUUCAUGCAUGGCUUUGUUUUGUUGUUUUAAAAUGUGCCAGCUGCAGUUUCCAAAACAGCAAGUGUCCAUUUGGGUUAUUUAGUCUUAAAGGGGACGUCCAAAGUCUGUUUAUAGAUCCCGGCGGUGUGCUACUGCUUAUGUGAAGAAAAGUUGUGUAAAGCCUUUUGUGUCUCAAGAGGCAGCCGUGUGAAGUCUGAUAAAUGUUCUCAUGUGAAUCCCUUGAACCAGCGUCGGAGUCUGAAGACUACAAGUUUGAAAGUGAGAAGAUUUGGAGGGUCGGAGAUAGAAAGAAGUGAGGUUACCAGACGCUCAUCUCUGCUGCAGGCUACCAGCUCGAGGCUACAUUAACCGCUACUAGCAUAACACACUCCAGUCUCUAACUGACCUUCCUGUGGUCAUGUUGCAUUGUGGGUAAUGUAGGCGCUGGGUUUUGACAAGGAGUAAGAAAGGAAUAAAAAAGAUGAUGUAUCUUC